UUCGCUGUUGUUAUGGGUCGGUUGUCAUCCGCCUGCGGUCCGCUCAGGAAAUUAUAAACAAAACGGUAAAAAAAGUCGAAGUUAUCGGUUCAUACUUUACUUUCUCAUGAUCGUUAGUCAGAAUACUACCUGGAGUAACGGACAGAGGAGGAGUAACGUUUGGAAAUAACUGUUUUAGUAACGAUAAACUCGUUACAGUAACGUUAGCUCAGACGUUAAAUGUUUUUCCAUCGCAGGUUUUAAGUGGAGAUCUUCACGUCGCUUCUCGCAAACAUGUCCAAACGAGACGCGUUUUUAGAGUCCGCCUGUAAGGACAAAGUGGAGGACUUCCUGCGCUUCAUCCACCUUCAUAAGGACAAAACCGAGCCUUUCGAUGUGGAGGAGGUGGUGCAGGAGAUGCCCAGGGACCAGAGACAGACUCUGUGGGGGAAACUGGCUUCACUCCUUCAGGACGUCCUGCAGGAGUUACCUCCGGAGCGCUGGGAGGAGGGCAGGCAGGAGGGCAUGGAGGUGGAGUCGGCUGCAGACCCUAAACGUGUCAUGGCUGUCGUGGACGGCGUGACACUCGUGGCUGCCGUGUCCGUAAAGGUCCUACAGGACGGCGACACCUACAGCGCCCUUCUGAAAAUCACCCACAGGCUUCACGAUGUUCUGGUGUCUCUGCCUGUCUCUGAGGCUCCUCUGCAGCUCCACAUCCAGACGCUGUGCGAGGCGUGGUGGAAGAAAGGCCUCAAGGAGAAAGAGAAGUUUGGUCACUCUGCUUUCCUGAUUGCUCUGCAGAAGAGCUUCAUUAUGAAGAAACCGGGUGCUGAAAUCCAAAGAGUGUGGAGUCUCCACGACGUGCUUCUGAGUCUGGACUACGCUUCAGAAGACAACAAGCAGAUCAGAGACUUGUUGCUUCAGUGCUUUCACCGUCCGAUUUACAUUAGAAACGAUGACGGAAAGCGAUUCCUGGUGUUUCUUUUCAGCUGGAACGUCGAUUUCAUCUGGGUUAUUCACGGCACGAUCAAAAACCAGCUGGAGUUUUACAGCAAGACCAUGACCAAUCAUAUCAUGGAGAUCUACUUCAGAGCAUGGAAGAAGGCCAGCGGGGACUUCCUGGAGCAGAUCGAGAGCUCAUGCAUUCAGGACUUUAUGCAGAACGCGAUCUUCCUCCAUAGAGCGUCUCCUGUCCACACCAAAGUUCGACAGAUCGUGAGCUAUUUCCACUCGAGGAAUGGCUGUCACAAGGUGGACAAGAUGCUCUAUGAUCUCUACAAGCCCAUCCUCUGGAAAGCUUUAAGUGCUCCAAACUUUGAGGUGCGCGCGAACGCCACUUUGCUUUUGCUCGAGGCCUUCCCGAUCCACGACCCGGAUCAGAACAACAAGCACAUAGAUGAGAUCAUUCAAAAGCAGCUGGACAUAGCGAUGGGCCUCCUCGACGAUCCUCAUCCUGUGGUGCGCUCCACCGCCACCCUGGGAGUCUGUAAGAUCCUGGCAAAGUGCUGGGAGCUCCUCCCUCCCACAAUCAUCACAGACUUCCUGAAGAAGCUGGUGAUGGAGCUGGCAGGAGACACCAGCUCCCCUGAUGUCCGGUGUUCAGUCUUCAAGUGUCUGACUAUCGUCUUGGACAACGCUCUCAGCCAUCCACUGUUGGAAAAACUCCUGCCGACUCUCAAAUACAGCCUUCACGACAACUCGGAGAAAGUCCGCACGGCCUUCCUUGACAUGCUCAUCAAGGUGAAGGCAGUGCGUGCUGCCAAGUUUUGGGACGUGUGCAACAUGGACCACCUGCUGGCCCGCCUGGCUGUCGAUUCCCCUUCGGUUUCCCGGCGCAUCGUCGAUCUGCUCUUCAAGUCCUUCUUCCCAGUCAACGAGUCGGAGAGGGAGUGGUGCUGUCGGUGCGUCACCCUCAUCCAGAUGAACCCCAUGGCUGCCAGGAAGUUCUACCUGUACGCCCACAAACACACGGCCCCCACUAACAUAAUAAAGCUGAUGUUGAGUAUUCGCCGUGUUCUGAACAGUUCCAUCCAGGCUGACUGCGACCUGUCCGACAUCAAUGAAAGCAACAAGGAGAACAGCGCACAGGCUGAUCCUCUGCUGGGGAAAGACACGGCCAUCACGUCCCAUCUGCUGGAGGUCGUGGUCAUCCUGUGGAGAAGCGUCGAGAAGGCUCUCAAGCAAAAUGAAGAGGCCUGGAAGUACACGAUCGCCAAGUUUGGAAGCGUCAUGGCCAAAUAUUUCCAGGCCUUUGAGCACAAGCAGUGCACCGUUCCUCUUAUAGAACUGGCCUCCUUCAUGCCUCCAGCUGCAGUCCAAACGUUCAGCUGUGGUGUCUUGUCCAGACUGAGGAGGAUGGACCCAGGAGCGGAGCCGGUACAGUACAGCCAGCUGUUGGACUGCAUGUGCAGCUGGGGUCAGGCCGCCGCCGUCCUCGAACUCGCCACCGACUGGCUCACCGAGGCCUUGCCCAAGCAAGGGGACAAGACGAACACCAAUCGAAAGGUGCGAAUCCAGGAGACGGUGGAGGCCAAACCAGACCUGGCUCUGGUGUAUCUGGAGUACCUGUUCAGCCACGCUUCAGCCCGAGAGAAAGUCCUGGCUCUUGGCGAGAGGCCACUGAAGCAGCUCCAUGCAGCUCUAGGAAACUGGAGGUCAGUGCUGUACGCUCACCUCACCUCAGAAGAAAGUCAAAGUCCCGGUGUGGAGACGGCGCUCAAAGUCUUCGUGUACCACGGCCGCCUCGGUGCACAUCUGCAGCAUAAUUCCUCGGAGGGUCGAGACUACCUGCAGUCUCUGGAGCAUGUGGCAGCGUGGAUAGCUGAGCGGGUGCUGCCCUUCCUGACUAAACGCCCCGGUGAUGGUGAUGGUGAUGGUGAUGGUGAUGGUGAUGGUGAUGAGGGUUCGGAGAAGUCGCGGCCACUGGCUGCACAGAUAACCGAGAGUUUCCUGACCGUGUGCCGGGACGUUUUUCUCGUGGGUUUGGGCGACGAGACGCUCAAGGGUCAAAUCCUCCACUUGUGCUCGCUCACCCUCCUCUCAGAGGCGGGCUACCUGUGCAUCCCCGCAGUGCUGCCCAUUUUGAAGGAGGUGGCGGACAGCUACGUACCCGGCGACAUCAAAAACAACGAGGCUCAGGAAAAUCUGGAAGACCCCACCACUGUGAUUCUGGGCGUGGUGGCCAACAUCUUCCAGAAGAUUAUCGAGCUGUUGGCUCGGCGUCUCAGGAAGGAACCAGAGGAGGGAAAAGAGCUGUGUCAGUCAGCCGUUCAAGGCCUGACAGACUUCCUCCAGGUGGCUCAGACGUGGGACACGGCGCCUCUCUGCGGGGUCUUCUCGACUCUCUUCGCCGUUAUCGUCGUGGAGAAGAGACAUUUGCUUCAGAAGAUUACCCAUCCCGAGGAAGUGAUCAGCCCGGAGUCACUGGAGGACAUGCCUCCUCUGUCCAGCGUCCUGCUGUCUGUCAUCCUCAAAUCACCGUCUGUUACCAGGGCGUUUCUGACAGAGGUCAGCUCGUCUUUGCACUCCGAGGCCAUCAGCAGUCUGAAUGAACUGGCUGCCGUGCUGCACGUGUUGGCGGUCAUCAAACACGCGGGGCAGUCUAAAGCCGGUUUGAAGUGUGCAGCCACAUCAGUCCAGCAGCAGCUUCACAAACAUGCAGUCACGUCUGUAAACGGCACAGACAUCCAGAGGGUUAUUUAUGAAUCUUCUGCGAAGACUUUGAAUGAAAUUCUGGAUUUAUAAGCGACCUCUGUUAUCAGCUUCAAUCAUGAGAGGAGUUUCAGCUUUGCUGUUCACAUUACAGACUUAAUUUGGCAGACUGAAAUAAAUAUUUAAUCUUCACUGACCGGGCUUUGGAACAUAUGGAUUGGAUUGAAAUCUAAAGCAUGUUUUUUUUUCCCCCAGUUUGGCUCGACUUCCCUCUGUUUAUUUAUUUCUUGACGGCACACAUUGCUCAAGCUUUAUCUCUCCAGCUUUGUGCGAUGAUAACGUUGAGAAAUAUCGAUCGAGCGAGCGCUCCAGACUGCAGAAGUAUGGCUUCUUCGAUUGAAUGGCAUUCUUCUUGAAAGCUUUUCCCUCCACAGCUCGGUGCUCUCUCUCAUAUUUUUUAACAGUUUUAUAUAAAAUACAUAUAUUUUUUUCAUGUUUCACCGUCUGUGUUUAUAUAUCUGUUGGUCUGUCAGUGUGGAGGCUGCAGUGUGCUACUAAUAAGAAUAAAACAAACGUAUCAAUCAA
Larimichthys crocea (large yellow croaker) is the source of this 4215-nucleotide messenger RNA. It is a transcript of the gene ncapg2, whose product is annotated as non-SMC condensin II complex, subunit G2. Bases 274 to 3723 code for a protein of 1149 amino acids. Gene Ontology annotation, cellular component: condensin complex; nucleus. Gene Ontology annotation, biological process: mitotic sister chromatid segregation. NCBI's taxonomy places the organism in Eukaryota, Metazoa, Chordata, Actinopteri, Sciaenidae. The record is from RefSeq and is a predicted model, not a curated record. The transcript is spliced from 26 exons.